This is a messenger RNA of Colletotrichum paranaense, 1284 nucleotides long. RefSeq lists its product as uncharacterized. NCBI's taxonomy places the organism in Eukaryota, Fungi, Ascomycota, Sordariomycetes, Glomerellales, Glomerellaceae. The transcript has 3 exons. The coding region runs from base 1 to 1284 and encodes 427 amino acids. The record is from RefSeq and is a predicted model, not a curated record.
AUGUCUACUACUUCAAAUGCGAUACCCACGCUCAUCAGCCAGGAGACGACGACGAUAACGUUUUGCACAUUCGGAACUGCAGCGGCCGUAGCAGUGACGAGGACCACCACUGAAACCUCCACUGACUGGAGUGGAAACGAUGGUCCCAAGCUAGGCUAUUCUCCCAAUGUUCUAGUCAGCCAAGUUGAGGCUUUUGUGGACAAUUGUACACGUUAUUUAGAUUGUGAGAUGACCGUUUACCCGAACCCAGACAUCUCUGGGAAUGGGGUGCUCACGGCCUUUGUGGUGUCCGCCUAUUUAGUUUUUGCUCUCAUUGUAUGGGCUUACUGGUUUGGAGCCUUGCCGAAGGGUCUGGCUCGUAAUAUUGACCGAAGGCUCUUUUUCGCUCGCCCAGAACAGUCGGAAGAUAGAUGGAGGAAAAUGUUCGUGGAGCUAGUACUGAUGCUCAGCGAUCAACAGCUUCUGACCGGUCUCACCAUCCUCAUAGCCGGUUAUACUCAAGCAUUGGGGGCCAAUCUUAGCGCCUAUCACUGGAACGCCGUUGUAUAUCUGGCGUGGCUCAGCUCAACAGUCCAUCUCAUGUCAUUAUCAGUACUUCGAGAUAGACUACGGGCCAGCAGGGCACUACGAUCUAUUCGAGUAUCCGCCAUAAUCUUGAUUCUAGGACUCCUUCUCGUGGCCCUGGUUCCGACCGUCUCAUCGAAAUGGCCCGGAAAUUUGCGCCAUGAGUUUUUUGACUGGCGAUCAAUGCAACCAGGUCUACCUGUUCGUUGUUUUUGGGAUACGCGAACUUAUGGCUCAAAGAAACACCGUGAUUCCUGGAUUUCGUAUGUCUCCUUGAUCGGCGCCUUCGCCUGGAAACUGUGUCAAUUUUUCGACAGUAGUCGGGAUUGGGUACGAUUUUGGGGAAGAUCCCAAUUGGAGUACUUUCUCGAGAUGGCCGCGAAGCGCACACUACAGAAACCGCCAGGCUGGCGUAAACGAGCCUUGUAUAAGGCGAUUAUCAGUAUCUAUAUCGUUUCAGUUGCUUGGCUGGAGCUUUUGGAAUCUUUCAUGCUCACUUUGUUCCUACUCGCAUUUACUUUGGCAUGGGGUACCUUCCAGCUUUUCUCUAGUAAGAGUCAAGUUGGGAAGGAAAUACGGUCAGCUGAGCGAGAAAUGGGCUUUGGUCAACUGCUCCCCGUUCUUCUACUUUCUCAACCUGUUUUCGUGGCUCUCCAGUUGUACUUAGGUAAGCUAUCAAAGAACAAAGAGUACCCCAAAUCCCUCCAUCCUCAGCGAUAG